Molecule: messenger RNA, 2017 nt
Organism: Scophthalmus maximus (turbot)
Lineage: Eukaryota; Metazoa; Chordata; Actinopteri; Pleuronectiformes; Scophthalmidae
Gene: gpr137bb
Product: G protein-coupled receptor 137Bb
Exons: 6
Coding region: 153-1385 (410 amino acids)
Biological process (GO): regulation of autophagy; negative regulation of bone resorption; negative regulation of osteoclast differentiation
Cellular component (GO): lysosomal membrane
Source: RefSeq, a predicted model, not a curated record
CCUCCUCUUCCUCUUCCUCCUCGUCCUCCGACUCUGAUGUCGUCUGAUGAGCUGAGACACAUUUCUUCCUCCUCCUCCUCCUCCUCGUCAGUCGGAGACCCGGAGCUGCUGUUCCGUCAGUAACUGCCUCCCUCCCUCUGCUGACAGGGGGGAUGAGCGGGGAGGCGAUGGGGGGGAACCCAGGCAACGGCUCCCACCUCCCUCCCCCUCCCACCAUCGCGCCGGCCGUGCCCCCCUACGUGAAGCUGGGUCUGACCAUCGCCUACACCGUCUUCUACUCGCUGCUCUUCGCCUUCGUCUACGCUCAGCUGUGGUUGGUGCUGCGCUACCGACACAAGCGCUUCAGCUACCAGACCAACUUCCUGUUCCUGUGUCUGCUGUGGUCCGCCCUGCGCGCCCUCCUCUUCUCCUUCUACUUCAGGGACUGUGUCACCGCCAACGCACUCGCACCCUUCGCCUUCUGGCUGCUCUACUGCUUCCCCGUCUGCCUGCAGUUCUUCACGCUCAGCCUCAUGAACCUCUACUGUGCUCAGGUUUACUUCAAGGCGAGGUCAAAGUUCUCUCCUGCUCUGCUGAGGUUCAGACUCCCUCUGUACCUGCUCUUCCUCGGCGUCAGCCUCCUCUUCCUCGUGGUCAACCUGGUCUGCGCUCUGCUCGUCAAGACGACGGCGGCCGACGUGAAGACCGUGGUCCUGGUGAGGGUCGCCGUCAACGACAGCCUGUUCGUCCUCUGCGCCGUCUCGCUGUCCGUCUGCCUCUACAAGGUCGCCAAGAUGUCGCUGGCCAACAUCUACCUGGAGUCGAAGGUGAGGUCACGUGACGAGGACACGCCUCACGGGAGGAGGCGGACUGUCAGUGAUGAUGUCACUCCCCCACAGGGCACGUCGGUGUGUCAGGUGACCCUGAUCGGCGUCACGGUCGUGCUGCUGUACGCGUCUCGAGCCUGUUACAACCUGGUGGUGCUCGCGCUCACCGACAUCCGGACCAUCAACUCCUUCGACUACGACUGGUACAACGUCUCGGACCAGGCCGACCUGCGCUCGUCGCUGGGGGACGGUGGUUACGUGGUGUUCGGGGUGAUCCUGUUCGUGUGGGAGCUGCUGCCGACCUCGCUGGUCGUCUUCUUCUUCAGGGUCCGCCGGCCGCCUCAGGACCGGAGCACCGCCGGCUUACCGAACCACAUCCUCUCCUCCCGCGGGUAUUUCUUCGACAACCCUCGUCGGUACGACAGCGACGACGACCUGGCCUGGAGCAUUCCUCCCCAGAACGCACCGGCCAGUCUUUCCUCCGACUGGGGAAGUCGCCACAGCAGCUUCACUGUUCACACCGGCUCUGAUGAACAGCGUCUGACCGCCGCCGCCGGAGAGCUCCACCCCUACCCAUGACUCCUCCCCCUCUGUACAGCUUCACUCUGCACUUUGACACCGAUCGGCUAUUUGUUUAAUAGAAUCACCGACGCAGACGUUCGUAGAGUCACGUCAAGAAACUAGAAUGUUGUCGCAGGUUCAGGUUGUUUUUUUUAAGCCUUCGCUCGUCUACACAUCUGAAGGUUGUAGCGCCCCCCUCAGGCCUGUGAGAACAGGUGCAGCGUUAAACCCUUUCGCAGUUGAGCUGAAUACGGAUCUGAAAUCUACACAUUGACAGCCAAUCGAGCCGAUUGGCUGCUGCAGCGCCCCCUGUGGUGACGACAGAGCAGCGUGAGCUUCUGCUCAUCCAAUCAUGUGACGACGGAGGUCGAAACAAAUCCAACAGAAGUUUGAUCAACAGCAGACGUAUGUUUACGUGAUUCCUACGACGCUCGUAAAGAUUCUGUUCGUACUUGAAAGAAGUCGUAAAAAUGAGAGAAAAAUGGUGAACGUGGGAAGUUUCUCCUAAAUCACUCGUCGCACGAUCUAAAGGUCCCAUAUCGUCAAAAUACAGAUUUGCUGUCUUUUCUUUUUCUUUUUCAUAAUAAAUAAUAAUGUCAGUUGUGUGUCAAACUGAAAUUGCACACAAGAAAAUAUAUACAUAUAUAUAU